UCAUCGAGCGGAUAAAGACACGCAGGAGCGAAAUGUGGCGCAAGGUCGGCGUUCUGGCGCUGCUGGCAAUGGCGUUGGCGUUCGUGCACGCCCAAGAGCAGGACGAGUUCGACGUCGUGGAGACGCAGGAGCGCGCGGCCCCGACGCCUGUGCACGCGCUGCCGCCCCGGGACUUCGCUACGCUGGCCAAGCAGUUCAUCCCGUUCCAGAACCCGGACUACUUUGCGAUCGAGGCGGCCAGCUGGAGCUUUGGCAUCCUGUUCCUGGUGCUGUACUUCGUUGGCAAGGCGCAGAACCGCCGCAUUGCUGACAAGUGGCUGGAGGAAGCGGAGCCAGUGCUGCGCACCCAGUUCUCGUACACGGGAUCAUCUGUGCAGAACGGCAUGGGCCUCAUUGAGGAGAGCCGCAGCAACUUCAAGUACUUCUGCACGGGCCGCCGCUUCCUGACGCGCUUUGUCGCCGACCUGGAGUUGAAGUCUCACCACGACCUCAUCUCGCGCAUUUACCGCAUCAUCGUGCCGACGUCGGAUUACUUGACUAUCGAUGUCGGCCUGCACGGCGAGGACGUGGACCCGUUCAUUCUUGGAAUCAGCAAGAAGCUGGGAUUCACGGCGUUGACCAAGCUUUUCCCUGAGCUGCUUGAGCACGCGAAGCAAGUCCCGGUGAAGGAGGUGCCCGAGUCGAUGUGGGUUGCUACGGAUUGCACGGAGAUCCCCAAGACUGCGCUGACGCACUCUCUCCAGGCGUCUAUCAACGAGCUAGAGGACUUCCUCGAGUACAUUGUGAUCACGGACAUGAACAGGCAGCUAAUUGUGGGCAUGCCCAAGACGCAGAAGCAUGUGCUGCGUAUCCGUUUCAAGCUCUCGGUUGGCUCAAAGAAGCUGGACGUGCCGAAGGCGCUUCAGCUCGUAUUCGCCCUGGUUGAUGGUGCCGGAGCCACCAUCAAGCUGUCGCCGAAUGCUAAGCACAGCGCUACCAAGAGGCGUCUGAAGAUCAAGCAGGCCGCCGAGGCGCUUGCCUCUGCCAAGGAGGACGAGAUCGCUCGUCGCCAGGCUGAGCUGAACGAGAAGAAACACAAGGAGUACUCGUCUCUUUCGUACGAAGAGCAGCAGAAGAUUGACGCGAAGAACGAGAAGAGGGCCACUCGCAAGCGCUUCAACCGCAAGGCAAGUCGGGAUGGUGCGCGCAGAAAGUGA
Molecule: messenger RNA, 1196 nt
Organism: Phytophthora sojae
Lineage: Eukaryota; Oomycota; Peronosporomycetes; Peronosporales; Peronosporaceae
Exons: 13
Coding region: 33-1196 (387 amino acids)
Biological process (GO): endoplasmic reticulum calcium ion homeostasis
Cellular component (GO): endoplasmic reticulum
Molecular function (GO): calcium ion binding
Source: RefSeq, a predicted model, not a curated record